AUGAAAAACUAGCCAUAUAAAGCUACUUGGGACCUGUGUUCAAGGCAUGACCAUGUGGUCCUCUGCUAAACUGCAAAAAAAUAAAAUAAAAUAAAAAUAUCUAUAUGAGGAUAACAAAGCUAUAGAUUUUGCAUCACAACCAUGGCUUCAACAUCAAAGGUAAUGUUCAUCUUCAUCUUCUCCAUCUUCACUAUUACAAUUUCUCCCAUCUCAAGCUCCAUCAAUCAGCACCCACUAGACCCUUUAAGUCCAAAGGAGCUAACCCUGGUCCAAGCAAUUGUCAGGAACUCAUUAUCUGCCACAAACACCAGCUUAGUUACCUUCCAUUAUGUAGGGUUCGAUGAACCAGAAAAACCACUUAUUCUUUCUUGGCUAUCAAAUCCCGAAACCAAACCCCCACCUCGACGAGCCCUAGCCAUUACUCGUUACAAUAAACAAACCCAUGAAUUUAUAGUUGACUUAUCAACAAGUUCCAUCGUAGGUACUCAAGUCUAUAAUGACUAUGGCUACCCUACACUUGCUGCUGAUGAACAAGUAGCAGCAAAUGAAUUGCCACUAACAUAUGGCCCUUUUAUUGAAUCAGUUAAAUCGAGAGGCCUUAAUUUAUCUGCUGUUGUUUGUUCGACAUUUACAGUAGGUUGGUUUGGAAAAGAUGUGAAUAGAAGAGUGGUAAAAGUUCAGUGUUUUCAUAUGAAUGACACAAUUAAUUUAUACCUUCUUCCAAUAGAAGGGAUAAAAAUAGUCGUUGAUCUUGAUGAAAUGAAGAUUGUUGAAUAUAAUGAUAAUGAAAAGGUUCCAGUUCCAAAUUCUGAAGGGACUGAUUAUAGAUUAUCGAAGCAGAAGCCGCCUUUAGGUCCUCGUAUCAAUCGUGCAGCUAUCUUACAACCUGAUGGACCAGGAUUCCAGAUUGAUGGCCAUACUAUCAAAUGGCUCAACUGGGUUUUUCAUAUAGCAUUUGAUGCGCGAGUUGGUCCAGUAAUAUCACUAGCAUCCAUUUACGAUCAAGAAAAGCACAAGCAUCGCAGUGUAUUGUACAGAGGGCAUAUAUCCGAGCUCUUUGUUCCAUACCAGGAUCCCACACAGGAUUAUUACUUCAAAACAUUUUUUGAUUGUGGAGAAUUUGGUUUUGGUCUAUCAGCAGUUUCAUUAGCGCCUCUAGCCGAUUGCCCAAAUAAUGCAGUGUAUAUGGAUGGGUAUCACGCUGGACAAGAUGGUACACCUGUUCAAGUACCAAACUUAUUUUGCAUAUUUGAAAGGCAUGCAGGUGAUAUUAUGUGGAGACACACUGAACUAGGCAUUCCUGAUGAAACGAUAACUGAGGCAAGGCCAGAAGUGAGCCUGGUAGUGAGGAUGGUUGCUACAAUCGGUAAUUAUGAUCAUGUUCUGGAUUGGGAAUUCAAGCCAAGUGGUUCUAUCAAUAUCCAGGUUGGUUUGAGUGGAAUUCUAGAGGUGAGGGCAACAAAAUAUACUUAUUCAGAUGAGAUAAAUGAGGAAGUUUAUGGAACACUGUUAGCAAAUAAUACAAUCGGCUUGUACCAUGAUCAUUUUCUGAUGUAUCGUCUUGAUCUUGACAUUGAUGGUGUUGAUAAUUCGUUGGUUAAGCAGAAAUUAGUAACUAAAACAGUGACUAAUAAGACCACACCAAGAAAGAGUUACUGGACAGUUGUAAGUGAAACAGCCAAGACUGAAUCAGAUGCCAAAAUUAAAUUAGGGCAAGCACCUGCUGAACUGGUGGUUGUGAAUCCAAAUAAGAAAACAAAACUUGGAAACAGCCAUGGUUAUCGUUUGAUAACAAGGUCAGAGGUCCAUCCACUUCUGCUGGAGGACGAUUAUCCACAAAUCCGCGGAGCAUUCACUAAAUAUAAUGUGUGGAUUACCCCAUAUAACAAGUCAGAAAUAUGGGCAGGUGGACGGUAUGUCGAUCAAAGCCAUGGCCAAGAUACAUUAGAUGUUUGGAGCCUCAGGAAUAGGGAUAUUGAUAACAAGGACAUAGUGCUGUGGCAUGUAAUAGGGAUUCAUCACGUCCCAUGCCAAGAGGACUUCCCUAUGAUGCCGACAUUGACUACUGGAUUCGAGCUUCGGCCAACUAAUUUCUUUGAAUUCAGUCGUGUUUUGAAGGUGAUACCUCCUAAGCCUGUAUAAACUUCACCGCCAGCUCCUAGUCUACUCUGAAUUUAUAAGAAAGAUUUUCAGGAAGAGUAAUUUGGAACGAGAACACUUCUCACAUUUUAAAUUUUGGAGUUAGAAUAAAUUAGUACGUCUAGUUAAUUUGUUUUCAAUUUUAUUUUUCAUAUUUGAGAAAUUCAUUUAUAAAUAAGGAAAAAUAUUUUGAAUGGUA
Molecule: messenger RNA, 2338 nt
Organism: Ricinus communis (castor bean)
Lineage: Eukaryota; Viridiplantae; Streptophyta; Magnoliopsida; Malpighiales; Euphorbiaceae
Product: primary amine oxidase
Exons: 5
Coding region: 142-2142 (666 amino acids)
Biological process (GO): amine metabolic process
Molecular function (GO): quinone binding; primary methylamine oxidase activity; copper ion binding
Source: RefSeq, a predicted model, not a curated record